Messenger RNA from Cryphonectria parasitica EP155, 675 nucleotides. Its product is annotated as 30S ribosomal protein S10, mitochondrial. The coding region runs from base 1 to 675 and encodes 224 amino acids. NCBI's taxonomy places the organism in Eukaryota, Fungi, Ascomycota, Sordariomycetes, Diaporthales, Cryphonectriaceae. Gene Ontology annotation, cellular component: mitochondrion; small ribosomal subunit; ribosome. Gene Ontology annotation, biological process: translation. The transcript is spliced from 2 exons. The record is from RefSeq and is a predicted model, not a curated record. Gene Ontology annotation, molecular function: structural constituent of ribosome.
AUGACUUCCGAGCUUUCGCAGAGCUCUGUGGGUGAAGUUAAAGAACCAGGCAAGAGUACAGAAGGACCCGAACGGAACGCCGAAAAGGGCGAGCCUCGACGCAUGCCGCGCAACGUGCAGGCCUUCUACCUGCAGCCUCUACGCCGCGUAGCCCAGUAUGGUGUUCCGUCUUGCGACCUGCAGCUGCGUUCGUACAGCGUACGGCCGCUGGAGUCCUUCUGCGACUUUGCGCUGCGUGCUGCGUACUACCUCGGUCUUCCGGCGUACGGCCCCAUCCCUCUGCCUAAGAUAACGGAGCGCUGGACGGUGCCUAAAUCCAACUUCAUCCACAAGAAGUCGCAGGAAAACUUUGAGCGUAUCACGCGGCGAAGGCUUAUCCAGAUCAAGGAUGGACAUCCCGAGACGGUGCAGAUCUGGCUGGCUUUCUUGCAAAAGCAUCAGCAGGCGGCAGUGGGUCUGAAAGCUAACCUCUGGGAGUUCAGCAGCGUUGACGUGGCCAAGCAGCUGGAUGAAACCUUCAAGGAGGCAGAACCACUCAUCAACAAUAAGGCGCGCUUCCUGGGACAGAACAAGGAGUUUGCGACGAUGGAGAAGGUGGAUGAGUUCCUCCAGAGCGAGAAGUAUAGGCUGGUCGGAGGCCAGUUUUCGCAUAAAGAGGAGCGGAUUGGAUCAUAG